This is a messenger RNA of Rotaria sp. Silwood1, 309 nucleotides long. Lineage: Eukaryota; Metazoa; Rotifera; Eurotatoria; Philodinida; Philodinidae. The record is from the annotation of a GenBank genome assembly.
AUGCGUGCUUUAAUAGUUACUAGUCUUGCAUCAAAUUGGGGUUAUAAUAUUAUUUUCGCUACUGGUCUUCGUUGGAAACGACAACGGUUUGUUAUUAAUCCGACAUUUUCAUCAGCUAAACUUAAACAAAUGACACCACUCAUUCAUCGAAGUGUUUUUACGUUUAUGAAAAAAAUGUCUGAAGAAUCUAAUAAAGGUCAACCAUUUGAUAUCUAUGCAUAUUAUAACCGAUUUACUAUGGAUACUAUAUGGUCAUGUGCUUUUGGUAUUGAUACAGAUGUGCAAAAUAAUAUUAAUAUCCAUAUUUAG